CAGCAGAGGGAGCAUGGAUGGAUUGUUAUUCCUGUGUCAACAGAUACAAUUCCUUAGACUACGCUGAUAUCACGAUUAAUGCAUCAGGAAUGUGUAAAAAGUUAUUUUUCGCGAGACAGUGCCACUUUCGACGUAGGAUACGAUGAAAUCUCGUCACCUCUUAAGCAUUAGUCUCUCCAGUCUCAUCAAGUCUCUUGGAUCCUCAUGUUAUUUCAGUAAACGUGUUCCUUUAUUAGGAGCAUUUUUCAUUUUAUACACUAUGGCGGAAUUAAACAAUUCGCUGAACCCCACCGGGACGAUUCUCAAAGGACCUGUUAAUCAAACAGUCCGUGUCAAUCAAAAAGCACGAUUUCAGUGCCGCACGCAUGAUCGGCACACGCAUGGGAUAACAAGCGAACCGCAAACUUACCGAUACAGUAAACACUUAAGUGUGCAAUGGAUCAUAAACGGAUUCGGAGUUACUAAUGAGACACUGGCUGCUGUUCACGGUACAAGAUAUCGAAUGCCCGGGCCACCUGAGUAUGGAAUUUAUGAUUUGAUAAUAUCAGAUGUAAGGCUAGAAGAUGAAGCGAACUUGAUCUGCCAAGCUACCGUCAAACUCUACAAAGCAUCUGGUGAAACGGUGAUUGAUACGCUCACCAGUGCAGUAACCCACUUAAAUAUACUGGUUCCACCGACAGGAAUAUCAAUGAAGAAAGCUGAAAGCUUUGAUAAAAAUCUUCAUGACAGCGCGUGGCUUUCUCCAAAAGUCAAGGUUGUCAAUCAGCAAUACGUUAAAUUAUCCACUACACCUCAAUCUCCUACACAUACGCUCCUCAGCGGGACAGGUCAUGUUGUGGCGGAUGAUCCAACCAUUGAAUUAACUCGUCAAGGUACGAAUUCUUUAAUCUCCACUUACACACCAAAACCAGACCAAUUUCUUAAUCCAAAGGAACUUAUCAAUAAGGGACAGAACGCUGACGUGAAGGGUGAUGCGGAAACUGUUCCAACCAUUUGGAUCAAGGAACACGAUACGCUUGUAAUGGCUUGCUAUACAACGCCAUCUAAACCUGCCCCGAAAAUAACAUGGACACUAGCAGGUCGCCCACUAGAAGUCGCAAGUUAUAAUAGCCAGACUGGCUCAGGUACAUAUUUUGGACUAGAAAACCAGCCAGAUGCAUUGGCCAGUCAACUGGAAGGGGAUCAAGAGGUGCGAAUUAGUGAAACAUACAUUUUCGCCCCGAUGAAAAACACAGAGCAGUCUUCCACCGCACAACGCGAUAACUCAAAAGACGAGUGGGGUGAUGUUGGGAACAAUACGGAUGUGCAUACAGAUACACAAGUAACAAUCAGCACAUUACGGCUGAUCGUUGGUCGACAUCAUCGGGGAAAGCCUUUGGAAUGUAGUAUUGAAAAUGCGGCGGAGUACGGCAUCCCGAAUUUACCGACAGUCGGAGUUAUCCUGGAGGCGAUAUAUAUUGAGAAGGUUUCAAUUCUUCGCCUGCAACCGAAAGAGCAAACAGAAUGGAUUGAGGGGACAACGGUAGAAUUUCAGUGUCAAGCAAAGUCGAAUCCUCCGAAUCCAUCAUUUAGGUGGGCAUUCGUAGACUUCGAAAGCAUGCCAAACUCGAUUGCAACUAACGGCACGCAUGACAUCUACCAUCAUCCUACCUACUUUGGAAAGAGGGAUAAACCGAUUCAGUCUUCUUCUACUGACCCAAGUAUUCUGAACCUUCGCUUACAUCGUGGUAUGCACCGUGGUCGAGUCCGCUGUUGGGCAGGUGUUGGAGAUGCGGCAGGACUGCCCUGGUCUGGGCUUCAUGCAUCGGAAAAGCAGUGGGUGUGGCACCGAGCAGAUGAAGAAAUCAACGUUCUAUGUGAGUAA
Molecule: messenger RNA, 1864 nt
Organism: Dicrocoelium dendriticum
Lineage: Eukaryota; Metazoa; Platyhelminthes; Trematoda; Plagiorchiida; Dicrocoeliidae
Source: the annotation of a GenBank genome assembly